Drosophila ficusphila is the source of this 2529-nucleotide messenger RNA. RefSeq lists its product as uncharacterized. The record is from RefSeq and is a predicted model, not a curated record. Lineage: Eukaryota; Metazoa; Arthropoda; Insecta; Diptera; Drosophilidae.
UAAAGGUGUUUGUUUAAAAGCUAAAUAUUUCCAGCCAGGAGUUGACAGGAUGCCGGGCGUGGUCUUCCUAAUCGUCGUGCCAACGGCGAAUUUUGAACGUGAGCUGAUUUACGGCACUUCAAAUAAUGUCCUAGUGGAGACGUCGGCCGGUGGCAUUGGCAGCCAUCCAGGACACCUCGGUCCGCAUCCUGCGGUCGCUGCAUCUGGCAAUGGAGGUGGCAACAAUAAUCUGAACAUCAAUCUUCCGGAGAAUAACAACGCAAUACUACGACUCGAAGUUGAAUUACGUGACAAGAAUGUGCCCAAGUAUCGUCGUGGAGUGGGCGGCGGUGGGCGUGGCGGCGGUCCUGGCAUCGGACAAGUGGGCGGAGGAGGAAGGGGGAGGAGAAGAGGGGGCGCAGGAGCUGCGAUUGGAGCAGCUGACACCUCCACGGUCGCCGCUCCGCUGGACAGACGUAAUUUAGUGGUGCCGCUCGAAAAGGUUCUCGAGGAGCUGCUCGUCAAGCUGGAAAUCGAGCACGUUACUUGGACGACCAGCAAGAAGGGAUACUUCCAUCACGUCGUCUUCCCACUGCAGGCAGGAGCCGCCUGCGAAACCACCUUGCACUGCCUCACCGAGCUGGGCAUCGGCACUAAAUUGAAUUCCAGUGUCAGUGUUCUGCCGUGCAGCGUUAGUUAUGAUGCCAUCUCGGAUGCGGCCAACAUGCGCGACGACUACAGCGAGGAAGCGGAGGAUGCCUCGAAAUGGAACAAUUUUGUGGAAUCAAUUAAAUCGAAAUUAACAGUCAAACAGGUGGUGGAUGGCGUUCGGGCAGGAGGAUCCUUGUCCUUCGACUAUUUGCUGCUAAUCGUUACUGCCGACUCUUUGGCGGCCCUCGGGUUGGUGGAGAAUAAUGCCCCCAAUAUAGUGGCUGCCAUGUUAGUUUCGCCGCUUAUGGGUCCCGUAAUGUCGAUAACAUUCGGCGCAAUUAUCUCCGACAAAGAACUAAUGCGCGUUGGCUUCUUGUGUUUGGGCCUUGGCAUGUUUAUCUCCCUUCUAUUUGGCUUCAUCUUCGGCUUGAUUUUGGGCACCACCGAAAUGCCAUGGGGCCAAAAUUCCGAUUGGCCCACCGAGGAAAUGCGCGGCAGGGGCAAUGUGCGCGCCCUUUGGAUGGGCGUGUUGUGGGCGUUGACAUCCGGCACGGGCGUGGCCGUGGCCUUGCUCCAAGGCUCCGCAGGACCUCUGAUCGGGGUCGCCAUCUCCGCCUCGCUGCUGCCACCCGUCGUCAAUUGUGGUCUCUUCUGGUCACUGGCCUGCAUUUGGCUCAUCUACCCGGAGAAGCGGAUUCCCCACUUGAAGAACGAGGCGAUGAACUCGACCAGCGCGUAUCCCUUCCUCUACACCAACUACUUGCCCACCGAGUUCCUGAUCAAUGGCAUCGUGUCCGCCUGUCUGACCAUCGUGAAUGUGAUUUGCAUUUUCAUCACGGCCAUAAUCGUACUCAAAAUUAAAGAGGUCUCGGCGCCAUAUACGGCCAGUCCGGACUUAAAGCGAUUCUGGGAAACAGAUCUUCGCACCGUUCGCAAAACGAACCGCUCGACAAUGCGGCAUCCCCGCAGCAGGAGUUCCAUGGCCGGAGGACCUGGAGGAGGGAUGGGCACCGUCAGGGGUUUGGACAAGUUCAGCAGUGGCGCCCAUUAUUUCGGACUGGACGAGCGGGAUGCCCAGAUGGACAAUGCCCUCGAAAGGGCUUUGGCCCAGGCCGAAAACGAUGCCACUUUCAAGAAGGUCAAAAGGAUGAGUUACUCCAGCAACGCGGCUGGCGAGCUCACUGAACGGUUGGCCAAAAUUGCUGGACUAAAUCGGCUUAAAACCGAAGGAGAUCCUGGCCAAACAGGAUCAGGCAGCCUUUCUGGCAGUCGGAUGAACUCGAUUCCCAAUUCCCAACUAAAUGUGGAUCUGAAAGCUCUUGACAAACUGGUGAGCAACCUUUUGGAGCAGCACACUUCUGGCGGAAAAGGAGGCACCUCCAUAGCUCCACAAACAGGAACUCGAACUCCACCACUCCAGAGAAUGGCAUCCAAGAAGCUGAACCGAUGGAGACCCCUUUCCCGAUCCGCUCACAGUUACAAACGCCACGAGAGCAGCGAUCUUAUAGGAGGCAGCUUCACCCAACUGAUGGAGCGUGUUGAUCCUCCAGCCACUUCUGCCCAGCAUCCACCCAACAUGCCCACGAUCAUGGAGAGCAGUGCUGGCAGUCCCGGGAGUCCCACUCCCAAUAAUGCCCAACAGCAGGCGGGUCAUCCGCCCAUGUGGAACGCCUCCUUGGAAUCCACCCCGGGAGCAGUGAGGAAUGUCCUUCAUGGCAUUGGACAAGUAGCCAGUGGAGUGGCAAGACCCGAACCCGAGGAUCAGCUUAAUUUGACUCAUAACUAUGUGGGUUAAGCUGAUGAACCCUUUUUGUUUGAUUUUUUGCUUUCAAAAUUAUUUUUAAUCGUUAUGUUUUUAUUCCUGGAAUCGUUUUGUUCUUGUAUUAAAAAUAUUUUAAC